Spirometra erinaceieuropaei is the source of this 1302-nucleotide messenger RNA. The record is from the annotation of a GenBank genome assembly. Lineage: Eukaryota; Metazoa; Platyhelminthes; Cestoda; Diphyllobothriidea; Diphyllobothriidae.
AUGAAUAACUCAAGCAACCAAGCGAGCUACCUGCUCUUUGAUAUCACCUACGGAAAUUGUCAAAAUGAAACCCUGCCAAUGAACCCUUACAAGGCCAUCUACGAUGUUUACACAUACAUCACCCUGAUCCUCUCUCCCCUUAACGUCAUUCUAAAUGGAUUCUCUCUGAGGAUUUUUACGCAUCGAGUUUGGCGGAACAGCACAAUGAGUUGCAUUCUCAAGAGCUUGUCCAUUUUCGAAACCUGCUUCGGGCUCUGUCUGUUAUUGCAUACUCUAUCGCACGGCCUGCUUGAAAGCUACGUUUCGGGCUACGGCGGCAAGGAAUGGCUGGAGACCGUUUUCAGCAUUUCCACACAACGACGGGUUGGCGUUUUGUUACUGGCCUUUCAUCCCCUCCUCAGUGGUACCCUAUUUGCUUUCCAAAUUGCCCGCAACUGGUCUGUCGUGCUGCUGGCAGCCUACCGUUACGAUUCUGUUUGUCGCAGCAUUGGUCGCGUGUCCGCCUUUUCCCGAGUCUCCAUCCGCGUUAUAAUGAGCAGUGUUCUGGUGGCGGCCUUCCUGAUUGCUCUGCCCCGAGUCUUUGAAACACGCACCUUCUUCUGUUACCCGAACGCUCAAAUCUACCAUGAGGACUACCUUCUGGCGGCCAGUCCAGUGUAUCAGAUGGUCUUUAUCGGUAUAAUCACAUUCGUUGUGCAGUCCGGUGGUCCGGUAAUUUGCGUCUGCGUGUUGAGUUUUUUUGUGGUACGACAGAUUUCACUGCGACGUCAAUACCGUCGACAAAACCAGUCAGCACUGUACAGACAGGUUUCCCUCACUCUGAAGAAAACCUCGGAUGAAGCGAAAGCGAGUCGUUGUAUGCCGGCAAGGCCGGUGGAACGAUCCCAGCCCUCCGGCGAUAAACUCAUUCUUGCCCUCUGUUUUACCUUCUUUGUACUGGAGACGCCGGCUUUUUUCUCGAAGAUUCUCAAUGCCUAUUUAAAACAAAACUUCCCUCUGCAUGAUGUCUACCUCUCCGUCAUUGCAAAUCUGCUCAUCUACCUGGACUCCACCUUCAACGUCUUCGUCUACAUGGCCUCGAAUCCGACCUUCCGUCAGGUGACACGCCAGGUAAUUGGCGGAAAUCGUGUCUGUUCCCUUCUCAACCUAAAGUCGAUGCCAGCCAAAAUAACGAGUACAGCUUCUAAUACCAGGAACUCUCUAGAGGUCAGCCGCCCCGACCCGCGAGCCAGGAAUAAUCCGACCGAACUCACAACGGUAGACUCUGUUCUGCACUUACCAGCUGAUGUCAGCACCAAAUAA